GCCAGGCAUGCGCUGAAAUAAAACUUACAGGCUGACUACUGAAAAUAUAGAACAUGGCAUAUAACUAUGUUGUUACGGCACAUAAGCCGACGGCAGUCAAUGCAUGUGUUACAGGUAACUUCACAUCAUCAGAUGACCUCAAUCUCAUUAUUGCUAGAAAUACCCGUAUGGAGAUAUAUGUUGUAACACCUGAGGGAUUAAGACCAAUAAAAGAAGUUGGUAUAAAUGGUAGAAUUGAUGUUAUGGAACUAUUCCGACCUCCUGGAGAAUCUAAGGAUGUUAUGUUUAUCUUGACCUCACGUUACAAUGCCAUGAUAUUAGAAUGUCAGCAGGAUGGUGAAAAUAUUGAUAUCAUUACCAGAGCACAUGGAAAUGUACAGGACCGUAUUGGAAGACCAUCCGAGACUGGUAUUAUUGGAAUUGUAGAUCCACUUUGUAGAGUAAUUGGUCUCAGGCUUUAUGAUGGCCUGUUUAAAGUAAUUCCUCUUGACAGAGACAACAAAGAGCUGAAAGCAUUUAAUAUCAGGUUAGAAGAACUGACAGUUAUAGAUAUACAGUUUUUACAUGGCUGUACAACACCUACCCUUAUUCUUAUUCAUCAGGAUCCCCAUGGGAGACAUGUGAAGACUUACGAGAUAAAUUUAAGUGUGAAGGAAUUUCAGAAAGGUCCUUGGAAACAAGAUAAUGUUGAAACUGAAGCUUGUAUGGUUAUUGCAGUGCCAGAGCCUUUUGGUGGCGCCUUGAUUAUAGGACAGGAAUCCAUUACAUACCAGAAGGGAGAUAACUGCUUACCUGUGGCACCUCCUGCUAUCAAGCAAAGUACUUUAACUUGUUAUGGUAAAGUGGAUGCUAAUGGAUCACGAUAUCUCCUUGGUGAUAUGGCUGGUCGAUUGUUCCUGUUGCUUCUAGAAAAAGAAGAAAAAAUGGACAAUACUGUUGUCGUGAAAGAUCUCAAAGUAGAAUUCCUUGGUGAGACAACGAUAGCUGAAUGUAUCACAUACUUGGAUAAUGGUGUUGUUUAUAUUGGAUCCAGACUAGGAGAUUCACAGCUUGUCAAGUUAAAUGUUGAAUCAGAUGAAAAUGGGUCAUAUGUACAGGAGAUGGAAAGAUUUACAAACCUUGGGCCCAUCCUGGAUAUGUGUGUUGUUGACCUUGAAAGACAAGGUCAAGGACAGUUAGUCACAUGCUCUGGAGCCUAUAAAGAAGGAUCAUUACGUAUAAUAAGGAAUGGUAUUGGUAUACAUGAACAUGCCAGUAUAGAUUUACCAGGAAUUAAAGGUAUAUGGUCACUGAGAAUUGGAUCAACAGAUUAUGAUGAUUAUAUAGUUUUGUCAUUUGUUGGACAAACAAGAGUAUUAAUGUUGAAUGGUGAAGAAGUGGAAGAAACAGAGUUAGCAGGCUUUGAUUCAGAUCAACAAACAUUUUUAUGUGCUAAUGUUUGUCACAGUCAAAUAUUACAGGUAACACAGUCAGCUGUUAGGUUAAUUAACACAGAAAGUAGAGCAUUAGUGAGUGAGUGGAAACAUCCUUCAAUGAAGAACAUAAGUUUGGCCAGCUGUAAUAUAUCACAGGUUAUUAUAGCUGUUGGUAGUGAACUGUUCCUGUUAAAUAUACUACCAGGAGAAGUUAGACAGAUAAGUACAACAACAAUGGAACAUGAGGUAGCAUGUGUUGAUAUUACACCCCUUAGGGAUGGUGAAGAGAAAUCAGACUUAUGUGCCGUAGGAUUAUGGACAGAUAUUUCUGCCAGAGUUCUACGACUACCUUCAUUUGAAAGUUUACACGUUGAAAUGCUUGGGGGAGAAAUAAUUCCUCGGUCUAUUUUGAUGUCAACAUUUGAGAACAUUCAGUAUUUAUUGUGUGCUCUGGGUGAUGGAUCUUUGUUUUACUUUAACUUAAAUGUAGAUACUGGUUUUUUCUGUGAUAAAAGAAAAGUGACAUUAGGUACACAGCCUACAGUGUUACGGACAUUUAAAUCUCUAUCAACCACAAAUGUUUUCGCUUGUUCUGAUCGUCCAACUGUUAUUUAUUCUAGUAAUCACAAACUUGUAUUUUCUAAUGUAAAUCUUAAAGAAGUGAAUCAUAUGUGUCCAUUAAAUUCUGAAGGAUAUCCGGACAGUUUAGCCUUGGCAAAUGACAACACAUUAACAAUUGGAACUAUAGAUGAAAUCCAAAAACUACACAUAAGAACAAUACCCCUGUUUGAAUCUCCCAGGCGUAUAGCUUACCAGGAGGCAUCUCAAACUUUUGGUGUAAUAUCAAUGCGACUUGACCUUCAAGACAGCAGUGGUAUGACCCCUACACGACCUAGUGCUAGUACACAUGCUGCCAUGACAACAUCAAGUUCUAGUGGUAAAAUGGUCACACAAGGAACAAGUACAAUGGGAGAACAUUGUGGAGAUGAAGUGGAAGUUCACACUCUGCUAAUUAUAGAUCAGCACACGUUUGAGGUACAUCAUGCCCAUCAAUUAAUGACAAAUGAGUUUGCAACUAGUUUGAUCUCAGCCAAGUUUGGUGAUGAUCCAAAAACAUACUACGUAGUAGGAACAGCACUUGUUCAUCCAGAGGAAGGGGAACCUAAACAAGGAAGGAUCAUCAUCUUUGACUUCAGCGAUGGUAAAUUAAAUCAAGUUGCAGAAAAAGACAUCAAGGGAGCAGCCUACAGCUUGGUAGAAUUUAAUGGAAAACUACUGGCUAGUAUAAAUAGUACUGUUAGAUUGUUUGAGUGGACUGCCGAGAAGGAACUUCGAUUAGAAUGUAGCCAUUUUAACAACAUAAUAGCUUUGUAUUUGAAAACUAAAGGAGAUUUUGCUUUGGUCGGAGACUUAAUGAGAUCAAUCACUUUGUUGUUGUAUAAACCUAUGGAAGGAUGCUUUGAGGAGAUUGCCAGAGAUUGCAAUCCUAACUGGAUGACAGCUGUAGAAAUUUUAGAUGAUGAUAAUUUCUUAGGAGCUGAGAAUUCAUUCAACUUGUUCACAUGUCAGAAAGAUAGUGCUGCAACAACAGAUGAAGAACGACAAAACUUGCAAGAAGUAGGAUUGUUCCACCUUGGUGAAUUUGUAAAUGUUUUCAGACAUGGUUCCUUGGUUAUGCAGCAUGCUUUGGAGAGCAGUACUCCAACACAAGGUUCUGUUUUGUAUGGUACUGUAAAUGGAGCAAUAGGAUUGGUUACACAAGUUCCUCAAGACUUCUUUAAUUUCUUGUCAGAGAUACAAGUUCGUCUGGCCAAGGUCAUCAAGAGUGUCGGAAAAAUAGACCAUUCAUUCUGGAGAUCAUUUCACACAGAAAGGAAAACAGAACCAUCAACUGGAUUCAUAGAUGGAGAUUUAAUUGAAAGUUUCUUAGAUCUGAAUAGAGACAAAAUGCAAGAGGUUGUACAAGCAUUACAGAUGGAUGAUGGUAGUGGCAUGAAGAGAGAGUCAACUGUAGAUGAUAUAGUCAAGAUGAUAGAAGAACUGACAAGGAUUCACUAAUAUUUAUUGUUUUUUACUUGUAAAUAAUGUAUUGAUUGCCAUAGUAAUUUUUAUUUGAAAGCUGCAAUUAAAGAGUUUCUAUUCAUUAUCAUUGCAAUUAAAUAUUCUAUCCAGUAAGUUCAGUCUGGCAUGAUAAUUUGUGAUUUGGGAAAUUUUCUGACUGCAAUUUAUACUUAAUUCUUUAAAUAACUUUGUAGCAGUAAAUUUAUUCUUUAAAUAACAUUGUUGCAGUAAAUUGUUUUGCAUUUGAUUUUGAUAGUUCAAGACAGAUAUAGUAUAAAAUCUUUAUGCAUCAUUCUUUUCAUGUAAGUUAUGUAUAUAAGAUAAUUCCAUUUUCCUUGCAUUUCUGGGGGGAAAUGUACCAUUUUGCUUUCCUUUUGUCUCCAAAAUUUUGAAUUGAUACCAAAUAAAUUUCAAAUCUGUAUCUCAUUAUGAUAGUUUUUAGAUAAAGAUGAGAGAAAUACAAAAGGCAUAAAAAAUUAGCUGAUUUCUAAGUAAAAAAAGUUUAUUGGUUUUAAAUGGAUAUUUACAAUAGAAGGUUAAUAAUAUAUUUCUAUUUGAAUAGUGGGGGAUCAUUAAAUUCAUGGUAAUAGUAGGCAUUUUUUUUUUGCUCAAUCAUUCAUUUCCCUUGUAUGAAUAUAAACCUGUUUCUUUAUAUCUACAGAUUUAGGAUCAAAUACAUUUUCUGUUUUACUGAACAAUUUCAAUAUGCACCAAGUUCAGUCUGAAAUUAUGAACCUGGAUACGAUUGUUAAUUCAUGUGUGGCAUUUCUUAUUUUUGGACAGCAUUUAUUUCUGAUUUAAAUAUGUAUAGACCCUUUUGUGUAUUGAUUAUUUUGCUAAAUACAACAUCAUCGAUAAGGCUAUUCUCUAAUGUAUCUUCAAUAUUGAAUUCAAAUGAAUUGUGCAUUUUUCAUGAAGAUUUAUGUACAAUACAUAAAAGUAUGAAAAAAUGAAGUACAAAAUAAACAUUUUUGAAAUUAAUAUUUUGAUGGAAAAAUGUGUUAACUGUCAUUUAAAGACCAUGUCAAUUUCAAAAUGUUUUCAUCUUGGAAAAAAAGUGCUUUUUUUUAGGAGAAUAAAUGUUUGAUUACAUGCAAGAUGUUUAAAAAGAAAAUUAGAAGGAAGUUGUAAACUAUUAUUGAACAUCCUUGAGAACAUUUCUAACUUAUGUAUACUCUAAUUAUCCCAUCAAACUUCACACAUUAUAGUUCUUGUUAUUUAAAAAACCAUUGUUGUGACAAAUGUUUUUGCUGUUAUUGUACAUUGUACUGUUUAUAGUGCUAAAAUAUUUUAUACAAAAAAUGAAUGAAGUGUUGAAAUGAA
Messenger RNA from Mytilus californianus (California mussel), 4799 nucleotides. RefSeq names its product DNA damage-binding protein 1-like. The coding region runs from base 54 to 3473 and encodes 1139 amino acids. Gene Ontology annotation, biological process: proteasome-mediated ubiquitin-dependent protein catabolic process; DNA repair. Gene Ontology annotation, molecular function: protein binding; nucleic acid binding. The record is from RefSeq and is a predicted model, not a curated record. The transcript has 28 exons. Gene Ontology annotation, cellular component: nucleus; site of double-strand break. NCBI's taxonomy places the organism in Eukaryota, Metazoa, Mollusca, Bivalvia, Mytilida, Mytilidae.